Molecule: messenger RNA, 4759 nt
Organism: Cyclopterus lumpus (lumpfish)
Lineage: Eukaryota; Metazoa; Chordata; Actinopteri; Perciformes; Cyclopteridae
Gene: gabra6b
Product: gamma-aminobutyric acid type A receptor subunit alpha6b
Exons: 10
Coding region: 104-1531 (475 amino acids)
Biological process (GO): gamma-aminobutyric acid signaling pathway; regulation of postsynaptic membrane potential; monoatomic ion transmembrane transport
Cellular component (GO): GABA-A receptor complex; postsynapse; dendrite membrane
Molecular function (GO): GABA-gated chloride ion channel activity; inhibitory extracellular ligand-gated monoatomic ion channel activity; transmitter-gated monoatomic ion channel activity involved in regulation of postsynaptic membrane potential
Source: RefSeq, a predicted model, not a curated record
AGAGGCAAAGUCAAGUCGUGCUGGACUGGCGCGAUAUCCUCGCACGGUUCGCAACUAAAAGAAGACCUGACCCGCAUUUAAUCAUGCAUUUAAAUGAUGGAAUAUGCUGAUUUUAAAAGUUGACCAGGGAUUUUUAGUUGUGGGGUGCUUGCGAGGCAUGGCUUUCCUUUUAACUUGCUUAUUUCUGUCUUGUUACAGUGUGAGCAGUGUUUGGGGAAAUAAGCCCGGCGAAAAUAUCUAUUUGGAUAACAUCACGCGCAUAUUGGAUAGAUUACUGGACGGCUAUGACAACAGGCUGCGACCUGGAUUUGGAGGUCCAGUGACAGAGGUCAAAACUGACAUCUUUGUCACCAGCUUUGGACCCGUUUCAGAUGUUGAGAUGGAAUACACCAUGGACGUCUUCUUCCGUCAGACGUGGAUUGACGAGCGGCUGAAAUUUGAGGGCCCCAUCGAGAUCCUGCGGCUCAACAACCUGAUGGUCAGCAAGAUCUGGACGCCGGACACCUUUUUCCGGAAUGGCAAGAGGUCGAUCUCUCACAACAUGACCACCCCCAACAAGCUGUUCCGCAUCAUGCAGAACGGAACUAUCCUCUACACCAUGAGAUUAACUAUAAAUGCAGAGUGUCCCAUGCGUCUGAUGAACUUCCCGAUGGACGGCCACGCCUGCCCGCUCAAAUUUGGGAGCUAUGCUUACCCCAUCAGCGAGAUCGUGUACACGUGGAAGAAAGGUCCUCUGUCCUCUGUGGAGGUGCCAGAGGAAUCGUCUAGUUUGCUGCAGUACGACCUCAUCGGUCAGACGGUGUCAAGCGAGAGGCUGAAGUCCAACACAGGUGAAUAUGUCAUCAUGACAGUCCAUUUCCACCUGCAAAGGAAGAUGGGCUUCUUCCUGAUCCAGACAUAUAUUCCCUGUAUUAUGACCGUCAUCCUGGCCCAAGUCUCUUUCUGGAUUAAUAAAGAAUCAGUUCCAGCGAGGACGGUGUUUGGUAUCACCACGGUCCUGACCAUGACAACACUCAGUAUCAGCGCCCGCCACUCCCUCCCCAAAGUUUCUUACGCCACGGCCAUGGAUUGGUUCAUCGCCGUUUGCUUUGCUUUCGUUUUCUCCGCCCUGAUUGAGUUUGCGGCCGUCAACUACUUCUCCACCCUGCAGGCCAACAGGGAGCUGAGGAAAGCAGCAGCCAUGAAGGCGGCGGCUCAGGAGGCGGCAGCUGCAGCUGCCUCACCGGCUGCAGCCGCGGGGAACGACGGAGAGGUUUCCUCUGUGGAUGCCAGCAGUGUGCUGAAGAAGAGGAUGAACUCUGCCCCAGUGUUUGACCGCCCUGCCAAAACAUUUCCCAAUCCACCCGUCAAUGCCCAAGCCUUCCUGCAGCAGGGUUCAGCGGUGCCAGCCAACAACGUUCUGACGGGCACCAGCAUCAUCGACAAAUACUCCCGCAUCCUCUUUCCACUUUCGUUUGGCGCCUUCAAUCUGGUCUACUGGAUCGUUUAUCUCACUAAGGACACGAUGGAGAUGUCCAGGGAUACCGUGUAAACCAAGUGUUCGUCUUCCUGGAAAUGCACACACAUUUCAUACACCUGCACAGACACACACACACACACACACACGCACACACACACUAAAUAGAUGACGGACGCUUGCCAAGCACUGUUUUAUGCCGCCUUAGUGCAUUGUAUUUCUUUUUUAAGUACUCCCCUGGAAAGUGAGUGUUUUGAGAGCAGAUGUACCAGCUCCGAUUGCCAACUUGACCUGGGAGCUCACAGCCUGUGGGCCCCAGGCUCUGGAAUCAUUUCAAACAGGUACAACAUCUCUCUCUGUGUUCAGUUCUUUAUUUAUUUUCCCUAAUAUUUAAAAAAAAAGAAAGUUGUAUGACACUUUUUGAGUGUCAUUCCUGUAUUCCCUGCCAGAGUGGAUGGGGCAAGAUGCAGUGGCUAAGCUAGCUAGGCUGCAGAACCAGAGGCAGAGCCACUACUUGUGUGUAUGUAUUUAUGUAUGCGUGCAACAUGCAUGUAGUUCCACACAUAGUGAUUUUGCAUGUUUGCUUGAAAUGACUCAUUCCCUUCUAUGAUAUUUAGAACACACUUGAGGGAAUGAGUGUACCCAUCGUCCUGACUGAAUCCAAUGUGACUGACCCAACUCCAGUUCUUCUUUCCACUUCUUUUCCACUUCUUUCCACUGUUCUUUUCAACAACACACGCCAUUUGUUGGUACAUUAGCUUCAUUUUCCUCCACUAGUGGAGUACAGAGGAUGUGAUACGACAUAUUUCAAGGGUUUUUAAGGUGUGUUUCACAGAUACAUAUGCCUGGUUGAAUAUUAACUGUCACAAGCAUAUAUGGAUGGAGAAACGUGGACAUAUAGAAAGAAAAUUGAUAGUAUUCUAGGUCCUGGAUUUCCUUUGAUAGAAAUAUACUUUGACACAUUAGUGCUUGACUAUAUGACCAUCACAAAAUAAACGCUAAAAUCUGUAAUCUAUCUGGUAUCAGAAACACACAGUACCUAGACAAGUGAAGAAUACAUGCAAAAAACACAUGUCAUUUAUGACAUGCAAGACACUUUAAAUGAUAAGUCCUUGGUAGUCCUUUAUACGCUAUAGCAUUAUUAUAAUUCUUCUUUUAUAUUGUUUAGACUUAUUGUAGCAUUUUUAAUUGAAGUUAAAGAAUGCCUACAGUGGUUGCCAAUUCAUUUUGGAGACGAAAGCACAGGCUUCUUUUAAAAAAGCAGCAAAAAAUAGACACCUAAACCUAUCAUCAUCAACUAUACGAAAGGCCAAAACAUUUGCAUAAAUAGUCCACUUGUGUGGAUUUGCAUAUUAUUAUGCAGAGCUUCAAAUUAAGUAGAGAUUCUAAUAUGUUUAAGCCAUUUGGUGUUUAAAUAUAAACUAAUGUGUGUUUGCUUCCUCGUGACAUCCAUCAUCCAUGAGGAUGUUCUCAUUAAAGGUGUCUCUUAUUAACACAGGCACCUUUUGAAAUGGAAAAAAUAAAAGCCUACUCAUGGUGCCAAAAAAUUACAGUACAGAUGGAAACUGUACACCUCAUCUUGUUGUUUAGUGGGUGUUAAAUUUUGAUGAAAAUUCUCACUCAGACUUUAUGUAACACAAAAGCUAUACAAUAGGAGGAAUUUACCCAGUCGUUCUUAUUCAAUAUAGACUGUACUAAGGGGCCUAUCUAUAGAAUGUAUUGAACAAAAAGCAUCACGACAUCCUGGUUCUUUAUUAUCGUGUUUUGGUUUUAUUCUGGUUUGGAAGGAAACUCUUCAGUUGUUGUAAUUAUGUAUAUUUCCUAUGAGUCCUUUGAUUUGUGACAGGACUAGAACGGUAGAGCUCAGUUCAAUAAUACUGUUAGCAUACAUAAAUAAAGCAUGAUUAAAACGCUUCAUCAAUAACAUGUAGAAUAAAUAUAAUACAACACAAUAAAAAUACAAUAUAGAGUCUUGUUGGACCCCCAAGGUUCAGAUUCAUUGCUUAAUACUGGUUGCAAACACGCAACUCUAUCACCAGAACAUAUUGGACACUUCUGCAAUACCUCAGAUUACACGGGUUAGGUUACUAAAACAUAUAAAGGCAAAGUUGUGACACAACACAAACUCCAGUUUCCAGUGUCAAUUAUGGGAUGCAAAGGAUUUCUUCAUUCAGAGGACUGUUGCUGCAUGUUUUUUUUCUUUUCUUUGUACCCCUGAGGACUAAAGAAACAGUGGUGUCAGACUGUAUGAACUGUCUUUGUAUCCCUCUUUCUCUACUUCAUUCAUCACCUUCCUCCUCCCCUCUGUCUUUGAGGCAGAGGCUGAUGAGACAGGGCAUUUCAGCCCCCUUCUGCCCUGUAUGUCAGGCACCUUUGCAGUUAAAACCUGACCGCCAGUGAACUAAGACUGCUCCAGAUCUGCUGGCUCAAACCAAAUGGAGCCUCAGAGCACCAACGACCUCCCACCUCCAGCAGUAUGUUUCUGCAGAGUAAACUACAGUCGAAUGGUCAGACAGAAAAAAAGGCUGCAAUGGGAUGGUGUGUGUGGAUGCGUGUACGCAUGACUGAGUCUGCUUUUUUUCUUCAUUUGAUUGAGCUCAUUGGCUUUUAUCAGUGACACUAUUGAUCUGCCCUCUAACCCCAGCCUAGCUGCUCAGCUCUAUCGCACCACCGUGAGAACCGCACUUGCAUGACCUCCGACCCUUUAUGUGCUUGUUAGGGUUGCUGAAUGUAGAAGGAUGUGAACUCCAUAGAACAUAGACUUAUAAACUAACUGUUCAUGGACUGCGGCCAUGAACAGUUAGUUUCGUUCCACAGGCAUGGGCUUUAUUGAUUCUUUCAUUUAGCCAGUGUUUAUCUCUUUCUUUCUUUUUCUUCAUUUUUACACUUCAUAAGUCAUUUGCCUAGAAAUUGUGGACACAAUUUAGAAGACAAUGAAUGCUCUACAUUAUUAUUUGUAUCUGUAUAUUUUGUGAAUAUGAUUAAGUAUUUAUGUAGAUUGCUAUUUGUAUUCCAACUAUAUGACACUGCGCGAUGAUCAGCUGCACUACAUUAACAUUUGUACUGGUUUGAAUGACAAGAACACCAACUUUUGUAUUUCUAGCAUUUUAAACCACAUUUUCUCAUUGUACACAUUCCUCUCCAUUAGUUUUAACUGUCAUCAGGAAGGCCUGUUUUUACUGGGACAGAAAAUGAUAUUUGCAUAUCCAGGUCUCUUGUUCCCUGUUAAUAGAUGAAUCCCUACUUACUUUUCCCACAUGAUUGUAUAUUUAUAUGUUCAAUAAAGCCAGAUUAUGUAUAUAA